AUGCCAAUAACAUUCAAUGUGGUUGAACAUCCGGCCACUGCCUGGACAACUCCCAGCGUCAAGUCUCCCGAAGAUCUGCUAAAACAGACUUCCCCUCGAGACUUUCGGCAUUGCCAACGGAUUAUCCAGACUUCCUUCGAUAGCAAUACCCUUCAGGAUCAGCACAUAUCACCUUCUGAGAAUGGCUUCGUUUGGUCUGCCUAUCAUGCCUACAGCCAGCACCACCACCUUACGAUUCGGCCUGAAGAUGUUUGGUUCGCCAUCCUCACGCAGAUAAGCUUUUAUAUCAAUGCGAAUGCGGAAGAUUUGCGUGCAUUCUUCGUUGAUCACGAGGGUCAGAAAGAGCUUGAGGUCGUGGGCUUGGGUACUCUGGAAAGUGCCAACUUUGGCGCUCUGGCUAAGCAGAUGGCGAAUCUUGUCAGCAAGAACGUCAAAGAUCCAGAACUAGGGUCUUGGGUCAUGCCCAGUUUCUCUACCACAUCUGACACUGAUCAAGUGGUUGCUUCGGUGCUUUUCAUGGGCGCUAUGCAGAAGUACUUCUCUUACGGAUUUACUCUGACUUGCGGAAUUCCUUCUGUGACGCUGCUAGGUGAUAUCUCAGACUGGCGAGAUAUUCUUGGUCGGAUAGAUAAGUUGGAACUACUCGGAGAUGAGCCCACUCAGUUUUCCAAGAUGCUGCGACCGAUUCUGAAAAAUAUGGUUCUUUCUUUUGAGCAACCUGAUCAUCCUGACGUUAUCCGUUUUUGGAACACCAUUGCAACAAGAAACCCUGUGGGUAGCGGUACUGACUACAUCACCGGAUGGAUCACGGCAUUUUGCUUCUGGGAUGACAAGGGGAAGCCUAAAAACCGUCGUGCAAUGAAUGUGAUUGACGGGGUUUCAUACCCUCGUGUGGACAUUGAUAGUGUACCUGUCGGGUUUGCGUCGGUGCCGGUCAAGGUCAACGACAAUGGAAAAGAGUUUUCUUGUAUUAUGAUAGCUGGAUCUUUUGGCAUCAGGGGUCAAAGACUCGGCGAACAUGAGCAGGUUCAAACUUCGAAUGAUGGUUCGGCCACAAGCCAAAGUGUUGAGACAUUAGAGUCCGGUCUACUCGGAAUCCAACCUGUCUCCGGCUGGUUGAUGUACGAGAACGAGGCUGAGAAGGAAACAAAGGCCAGAGGGGAGAAAAAGAUGGCUUUGGAAAAUGAGUUGGAUCAAAUCAACAAGUUGCCUGACUCGGACGAUUGGGAAGUGACGCGCGAAAGAUUGUACAAAAUGAUGACUCUUGAAAGCCAGAUUGAAAAGCUAGAGGCCUAUUGA
Molecule: messenger RNA, 1299 nt
Organism: Fusarium venenatum
Lineage: Eukaryota; Fungi; Ascomycota; Sordariomycetes; Hypocreales; Nectriaceae
Source: RefSeq, a predicted model, not a curated record